AUGGCAAAACUAAUCUGCUUAUUCAUUUUCUUUGCCCUACUAAAUAUCAACUCAUCAUUUGCCAGAACAAGCUUUAACGUUUUAAGCUAUGGAGCCAAACCCAACGGCGUAACAGACUCUACUAAGGCUUUUCUUGAUGCAUGGUCUGCAGCCUGUGGUUGUAAUGAUUCAACUAUGAUAUAUGUACCUAAAGGAAGGUAUUUGGUUGGCGCUAUGGCCUUCAAUGGUGACUGCAAAAGCUCUGAUAUAACUAUUCGAAUCGAUGGAACUCUUUUGGCGCCAGGAGAUUAUAAAAUUCUGGGUCAAGCUAGUUACUGGCUUAGUUUCAAAGGAGUUAAUGGCGUUUCUAUUGUCGGUGGAGCACUUGAUGCUAAGGGGUCGGCCUUGUGGGCUUGCAAAGCCAAAGGAAGCAACUGCCCUGUUGGCGCUACGACAUUGAUGUUUACGAACUCGAGCAAUAUAAAGAUCAAUGGUUUGUUAUCAUUAAACAGCCAAAUGUUCCAUAUUGGCUUUAAUGGCUGCCAAAAUGUGAGUGUUGAAGGAGUUAAAGUGAUGGCUUCUGGAGAUAGCCCAAACACAGAUGGCAUUCAUGUUCAGUACUCCACCAAUGUUGUGAUCAUCAACUCUGUAAUUAAGACUGGUGAUGAUUGUGUCUCCAUUGGCCCUGGAGCUAAGAACCUGUACAUCGAACGGAUUAGAUGCGGACCUGGUCAUGGCAUUAGCAUAGGGAGCUUAGGUUGGGGCAUGGAAGAAGAAGGGGUUCAAAAUGUGACUGUUAAAAGUACAACUUUUGCAGACACUCAAAAUGGAUUUAGGAUAAAGUCUUGGGCUAGACCAAGUAAUGGAUUUGUUCAAAGGGUUCGAUUCAUAGGAGCCAUUAUGCAUAAUGUCCAAAAUCCCAUCGUCAUCGAUCAACAUUAUUGUCCUCACAAUAUAAAUUGUCCUACUCAGGUAUCGGGUAUAAAAAUUAGGGACGUAAUAUAUCAAGACAUUCGGGGAACUUCAGCUACACCAGUUGCUAUAAAACUUGACUGCAGCUCCAAAUUUCCGUGUAAUGGGAUAAGACUGCAUAAUGUGAAUUUGACUCAUUCAAAUCAAGUAGCUCAAUCAUUUUGUGCUAAUGUGGUUGGGAAGACAGUUGGCCUAGUUCAACCUAAUGGUUGUUUGUGAUUAGAAAGAAAAUCAAAUCUGUAAAUAUAUAUUUCUUCAUUUAUUGUAUUAACUUUCAUUAAUUUAUAAGGUACAUUGAUUAUUCUUUUUUAUAUCGAUACAUUGGCAAUAUAAAAUGAUAAAUUAUUACUAGAGUUUACAGCAGAUUACUAAUAUCUGCACUUUUAUUGUGUUACCCCUCCAUUUGGUAUUGACUGCUGCUGUUUUUAAGCGUUUCUGCUGCUUGGAAUUAUUGCAGAACAAGCCCUUCAAGUUGAGCCAAUACUUUCAUAUUUGAUGCCCUCACCUUCUAAAAUGAUAAAUCUAAUGUUUCCAACUUAAUUAUGAAGCUACCAUUUAUAAUUACUGAGCUAUUUAUAAAAUAAUAAUAAUAAAAAAAACACAUUUCUAAUACAUAUCAAAGCCAUAUAAUUUCUCCAGAAAAAUUAUAGCUCUAAAUAUUUAUGCUCGAAACGGGUCAAAAGAUAUGUACUUAUCUUCUGUUCCUUGAUUCGUCUAUGAGCUUCACAAAAAGGAAGUAAAACCCAAGUGAUAUGCAGCUGCUGCAAUUUUUAAUCUUUUCAAGAGUACGAAUGCAAUUCAAUAUCGGACAGAAACCCUUGGUUGAAAUUAACUUUACUUUGUAUCGGAGCUUCAUUGUGUGAUUCGCCUUUCAGAAAUCGAAAAUUAGUCUGGUCAUCAUUGUUAAUUUUCAUCAUCCAUCACAGACCUCCUCCCAUGAAAUCUAGCGUUUCUGAUUCAGCAAGUAUGCUUGCUCGAAAACGAAAGAAAUAUUUCUUAGAAACAUUUUGAAUCUUAACUAUAUGAAGUCAGGGCUUCUCUCGCUUCCCUGGCCUUCUCUGCUUGCUUGGAAGAACUAGGCUAAAUAAUGUCGUUUCAGAGGGAUCUAUCUGACGCGC
Molecule: messenger RNA, 2069 nt
Organism: Jatropha curcas
Lineage: Eukaryota; Viridiplantae; Streptophyta; Magnoliopsida; Malpighiales; Euphorbiaceae
Product: polygalacturonase
Biological process (GO): carbohydrate metabolic process
Molecular function (GO): polygalacturonase activity
Source: RefSeq, a predicted model, not a curated record